AUGUAUGAAGAGUUAAUUGAGGCGAAGAAAAGUCAAAACGGUUCCUUGGACCUUACUAUACAAGCUGAUUUAAAGUAUUUAAACUGUGUUAUUAAAGAAGCGUUACGCAUGUAUCCUCCCCUGGGAUGGCUUGACAGAGAGACAUUAAAUGACUAUAAGGUAGACGAGAACCUGACUAUACCCGCGGGAACACCGAUUUAUGUCAACGGAAUUGGAAUGCAGUACGACAGCGACAUUUAUCCGGACCCUGAGACCUUUAACCCCGAAAGGUUUUUGCCCGAGAAUGAGAAAGACCUGAAGCCAUUCACUUUUAUGCCAUUUGGAGAGGGACCAAGGAGCUGUAUAGCCAAGAGGUUCGCUCAGAUAUCAUUGAGAAACGCUAUGUCAUACUUAGUACUAAAUUUCAAGUUUAAAUCACUGCCGGGAGCACCGAAGCCUUCAGAAGUGAAGUACGAAAAUAAACAUCUCUUUUUAGUACCUGGAGAGAGCCUUUUUAUCGAUUUUGAACCAAGAAAUGUAUCUUCCGGUUUAUAA
This is a messenger RNA of Pieris macdunnoughi, 534 nucleotides long. NCBI's taxonomy places the organism in Eukaryota, Metazoa, Arthropoda, Insecta, Lepidoptera, Pieridae. The record is from the annotation of a GenBank genome assembly.